AUGCGACAUAGCAAGAGCCUCGUGAGGAGCGAGAUCGCCAUUCCGCCUCAGAAGCGAUACGUCAUUACGAUGCCGUUCACGGCCGUCGAGGAACAGCAUUACCAAAGUCUCUUUGAGGAGUUAGCAGAGACAUGUGGCUUAGACGGCCGUGGCAAUCCCUUGCAAGGCGAUUGGGACCCUGAAGACCCCGCUGUGCAGCGCGCAAUGCGCGUUGCACUGGACCGGCUCCGUCAGACUGUCUUGCACCCCGAGGUCGGAAACCGGAACCGGCGGGCUCUUGGUCACAAGGCUGGGCCAAUGAGGACGGUUACGGAAGUUCUUGACGCGAUGCUCGAGCAGAGCGAGAGCGCGAUGAGGACGGAUCAACGUUCCCUUCUUUCCACAACCUUAGUGAAGGGACAGAUCUUUGCCUGUCAAAAACGGGUCCAUGACGCACUCGCUGUCUGGCGCGAGGUUCUAGCCAAGAGCACGGAGCUGGUUGACGAGAGCCGGGCGCAGCUUGAUCGUGAGGUCCAAGAAGCCCAGAAAGCGAAAGCGAGCGAAACUCGGUCAGCGAUGGAAGAUGGCGAGGACGUGGAGGAUGACGAUGCCGAUGAUGUUGUGUCACCGCAGGUGGGAGAAGCCCGGCGGCGGCUGCGGUCGGCACUCGAGAUUCAACACCGCGCCGUCUUCUUCUGCGCAAACGCGUACUUCUCCAUCAAAUCGAACGAGGAAGAGACGCCGCCAGAUUCGGAUCAGUUUAAAUCUCUGGAGAAGAUGGAGGUUGAUGCGUAUGACCGAGCAAAGGAGAUCAGAAAAGAAAUCCUCCAGGAGAGCAACGGCAAAGCGAGGAAGCUGAUGGAACGGCUUACCAAGGCAGCGUCGGAACAAGCCUUCGCGGUCAUUCCGACCUUCACAUCCGUGGAGAAGAACGGUAUCGAGAGUCGGAGGAUUGGAGACGCCAUUGAGGAGCUCAACGUGGCAUUAGAUGAACAAGCGGCCAGGAUUGACGACUGGCGCGAGCACGUCAUUCAACUUCUUCUCAAGCCGCUCGUUGACGAGGAAAGCGGCGAAAUCACUGGAGAAGAAUACGAGCAAUCGACCAAACUGCAGGAGGAAAUCCUGGUUUAUCUUCAGAUUCUCCGGAAAGCAUGUGCCGACAGGCAUGCCGCAAUCACGGGCCAGAAGAACUUUCUGGUGGAGCACGAAACGAAGGUUGCGUCUAGGAUGGCCACGGCAGGAGAAGGCCCGUUUCCUGAGAAGUUUCUGGCGCUGCUGAAGGUUUGCGAAUCCGUUAGGCCGCCAUUUGUCGAGGGAGACCCCCUGACUUCGAUGCGCGGAAUCAUCUCGGAGUUGCGCGCCUUAUCAGUCAAGCUCAGGACUGACGCCGGCACGGGCUCCUCUCGAGCCACAAAGGAGCUUGCCAUUGUCUCGGGAUUGCUGAAGUCGACACUCCGUCACCAGACGGAGCAAACGAAGGCCGCAACGGCCCUGGAAAAGGAGAUCGAGCGGUUCAGGGACACCCUGAACGCUCGAAUCGAGUUUUACCGGCAGCUUCAGGAGGUCUCAGAUACGGUUCGGGAGUACGAGGGCUCUUUGGAGCCCGAUGCGCUAGAGAAUGCUAUGUUGAGGACGAUUGGGCAAGAAAGAGAACUGCAGGAGAAGUUGAACACUGCUCAAUCCAAACACCGCUACCUCAUGUUCCUCAAAGAGGCCGAAUCGGACUCACCGGAGCAGCGCAUGUGCGUCAUCUGCCAGUCGGACUUUACGGUGGGUGUCUUGACGGUCUGCGGCCACAUCUUUUGCAAGGAAUGCAUCACUCUCUGGUACAGGGCACACCACACGUGUCCGGUGUGCAAACGACACCUCAGCCAAUCCAACUUUCACGACAUCACGCUCAAGCCGCAAGAGCUGAAGGUGCAUUCGGAAGCGCACCAGGGAAGGGCCGGCGACCUGCAGGAAGCGCCUGUCACCCCUACGAAGAAGGUGUCAACAAUCUACACCGAGUUCAAUGCCGAGAAGCUGGCGGAAAUAAAGAACAUCGACCUGGAGGGCCCGAGCUUUACAACGAAGGUGGACAUGCUUAUACGCCACCUCGUGUGGCUGCGAGAGUCGGACCCGGGUGCCAAGUCGAUCGUCUUUUCGCAGUACAAGGAGUUUCUGGACGUGCUGGCGUUGGCGUUCAGGAGGUACCGCAUUGGUUUCACCUCGUUCGACAAGGCACACGGCAUCACCAACUUCAAGGAGGACCCGGGCACCGAGGUCUUCUUGCUGCACGCGCGGGCCCACGCCAGCGGACUGAACCUGGUCAAUGCCAGCCACGUCUUCCUGUGCGAGCCGCUGCUCAACACGGCGCUGGAGCUCCAAGCCAUCGCCCGCGUCGACCGCAUCGGGCAGCAGCACGAGACGACGGUGUGGCUGUACAUUGUCGACGGCACGGUAGAGGAGUCGAUUUACGAGCUGUCGGUGCAGAGGCGGAUGGAGCACAUGGGCCGUAACCUGAAGGGCGAGUCGAAAGAGUCGACACCCGAGCUGCUGGAUGCCAAGCUCGACGAGGCCAAUGCACUCGAGAUGCAGCAGGCGCACCUGUCGAAGCUGAUGGGGAAGGACGGCAUUUCGGGCGAGGCGGUGGACAAAGAUGACUUGUGGACUUGUUUGUUUGGGCAUUUACGUCCGGGGCAGGGACGGAGUGGGACGGAGCCGGCGAACCUGCCCGUACGGCGGUUUCUGGCCGCAGAGGCGGCAGAGGCGCGGAGACGUGAUUGA
Thermothelomyces thermophilus ATCC 42464 is the source of this 2745-nucleotide messenger RNA. RefSeq lists its product as uncharacterized. The coding region runs from base 1 to 2745 and encodes 914 amino acids. Gene Ontology annotation, biological process: protein polyubiquitination; DNA damage response. Gene Ontology annotation, cellular component: nucleus. The transcript is spliced from 3 exons. Lineage: Eukaryota; Fungi; Ascomycota; Sordariomycetes; Sordariales; Chaetomiaceae. Gene Ontology annotation, molecular function: ubiquitin protein ligase activity. The record is from RefSeq and is a predicted model, not a curated record.